Molecule: messenger RNA, 2110 nt
Organism: Callithrix jacchus (white-tufted-ear marmoset)
Lineage: Eukaryota; Metazoa; Chordata; Mammalia; Primates; Cebidae
Gene: SPRYD4
Product: SPRY domain containing 4
Molecular function (GO): protein binding
Source: RefSeq, a predicted model, not a curated record
CUGCGCGGCCGCCCCUCGCGCACCACGUGCGAGGGGAGCAGGCGGGCGGAUAGCUGAGUCUCCAACCGGGAGGCGUGCCCUAUUCAUCCAUGGCGCAAGAUGGCGCUGCCCUUUGCACGUUCUUUGCGCUUGUGUCGCUGGGGAGCCAAACGAUUGGGAGUUGCCUCCACAGAGGCCCGGAGAGGCAUCAGUUUCAAACUGGAAGAAAAAACUGCCCACAGCAGCCUGGCACUCUUCAGAGGUGAUACGGGUGUCAAAUAUGGCUUGGUGGGAUUGGAGCCCACCAAGGUGGCCUUGAAUGUGGAGCGCUUCCGGGAGUGGGCAGUGGUGCUGGCAGACACAGCGGUCACCAGUGGCAGACACUACUGGGAAGUGACAGUGAAGCGCUCCCAGCAGUUCCGGAUAGGAGUGGCAGAUGUGGACAUGUCCCGGGAUAGCUGCAUUGGUGUUGAUGAUCGUUCCUGGGUGUUCACCUAUGCCCAGCGCAAGUGGUACACCAUGUUGGCCAACGAGAAAGCCCCAGUUGAGGGUAUUGGGCAGCCAGAGAAGGUGGGGCUGCUGCUGGAGUAUGAGGCCCAGAAGCUGAGCCUGGUGGAUGUGAGCCAGGUCUCUGUGGUUCACACACUACAGACAGAUUUCCGGGGUCCAGUGGUGCCUGCCUUUGCUCUCUGGGAUGGAGAGCUGCUGACUCAUUCAGGGCUUGAGGUGCCCCAGGGCCUCUAGUAUGUCCAUACUGGAGUCCCUAGUCACUCUCUUGGCCAGCGUCCUUUUGAAAGUGUCUGAAGCCUUUUGACUUUGCCCCAAGCAACCUCUGGCUCCCACAAUUCAGUGUUGGGUCCUUUGUGCAAUAUCAUCAUCUUCCUCAUCCCUUACCUUGUGAAAGCUAGGCAUACAGCCAAACCCUACUUCUUCCCACCCACCAACUACUGCCAGUUUUCCUGGGCUACCGUGUGUAUAUCUUCCCUGACCUGCUUCCUUCAGUUCCUCUGCCUCCCUUUGCCCAGGCCUUUCUCAGACUGUAUUCCAUUCUGGGGUCUUAUCGUUCAGCUUUGUUUGAAUUUAUUCAUCAUCAUGAUACCUCUCCCUCCCUUUGUCCACAUGUAACUUGUUUGUUCUUGGGGCUCUACUGGAUCUCUCCAGAGUAAAUUCUUUCUACCUCUGGCUGAAGAAGUGGUGCAGUCAAUGACUUGACCCUUUCUCUACAGCACAUUCAGAGUUUGGGCUCUGGAUUCCUCAGUAAGUGCUUUAUUGACUCAGUGUGUCAGAAUGAAAACAGAGCCCUCCUUCCUCAGUAGCUCAGUGCCACAGACCUUCAGCCCCACAGAGCUGUAGCUAUCUUUACCCCGAGUCCAUCUACCUUAGUCUCUACCUCUGACACCCAGCCAAUCUGUCAUAAUCAUUAUGCCAGUUAUAACCAUGACCAAAGGGGAAGAGACUCAUCUAGGCGAUGAAUGCUAGAAACUGUUUAUUCUUUUUUUUUUUUUUUUGAGACAGACUCUCACUCUGUCACCUAGGCUGGAGUGCAGUAGCACCAUCUUGGCUCACUGCAACCUCUACCUUCUGGGUUCAAGCAAUUCUCAUGCCUCAGCCUCCUAAGUAGCUGGGAUUACAGGUGUGUGCCACCACACAGGCUAAUUUUAAUUUUUAUAUUUUUAGUAGAGAUGGGCUUUCUCCAUGUUAGCUAGGCUGGUCUCAAACUCCUGGACUCAUGUGAUCCACCUUGGCCUCCCAAAGUGCUGGGAUUACAGGCGUGAGCCACCGUGCCCGGCUGAAACUGUUUAUUCUUAAGAAGUUCAUCUUCAUUUCUGCCACAGUUGGAACUUCCUGAGGAAGGAGGGAGGCCUGAGGUUUUACACAAUCUGUUUCAGAGCCUGUUUAGACUCAAAGCUAUACUUCCCUUGGCAGCAGAAUACACUUAACCUAAAGUAGUAUUUGGAGUUGAGAAAAACCUGGUAGAGUAAGUGAAUAUGUAUUGUUUGGAUUCUAUCUGACCCUGUGGUUCCAUCUUCUACCUUCUAUGAUGGCAAUGAAGCUAGAUAUCCCUAGGGAAGAAAGAAGGACUGGGUUUAGCAAAAAUGAUUUGAUAAUUAAAGUUUAUUUGAACAUAAAA